AUGGAGCAUUUUGCGUUUUGCUAUGUGUGUAAAGUUACUCCCGUGGAUGUAGAUAAACUAACAUUUGAACCAAGAAGUAGAUUUUGUUCAGAAUAUUGUAGAAAAGAAGCAUAUGUACUUGGUUUAAUUGAUAGAGAAAAAUGUCGUCACUGUGGGAUGUUACCGAGGUUAAUCCUUUCAAAUGGUAGGAAAGUUGAUUAUUGCGGAAUGAUUUGUAGAAAAGAAGCUGAAAAACAAAAAGGAGGAAGAAAUUAUAAAUCAUCAUCCCGUAGCAGUUCUGGUAGUAGUAAGCAUUCUUCAGUAUAUUUAACAUUGACACCAGAUAAACCUAUUUAUCAACCUAAAUCCAAACCAACAACUCUACUUCAAAAUAAUAAUACUAUUAAGGCUAGUAAAAGCUAUGAUAAUUUAUUAUCAAUUUCUCCGCGUCCUAGUCCAAAACGUUCCUCCACAUAUUCAUCAUCAUAUGACAGUGGAUACUCUUCAAAGACUUCAUCUACCAAUAAUUUUAAUAGUAAUUAUUCAUCACUUUUAACUGCACCACCACAUCAUAAUUUCCAACAAAAACGUUCUUCUCAUAAUACCGGUAGUCUCUCUUUACGUUCACCAACUCCAACGUCAACAAAAAGACGUUCGAUUAAUGAUGUUGAUCCUUUAUUUUCAGUUAAACCACCGUCUCCAAAGUCACCCACAUCACGUUCACCAACUCUAAUAAAAAGACGUUCAUUCAAUGAUAUUGAUCCUUUAAUUUCAGUCACACCUCCAUCUCAAAAUUUAUCAAAUAAUCUUUCACCACGUUUACCUACUCUAACAAAAAGACGUUCAACCAAUGCAAUUGAGCCUUUUAUUUCAUUUGUACCUUCACCUCAAGAUUCGUACAAUCAAAUAAAUAAUUCAUCUUCUUUUAUAAAUCCUCCACCACCUUCGCAUUCUCGUAGAUCUAGACGUAGUUCUCAUGUUCCUCCAAUGAAUGGACAUUCAGUUCCAUUAAUUAGUUUGAUCCCACCGUCUUAUAGUACAAAUCAUACUAAUUAUAAUAAUUAUUCUACAAAGAAAGUCUGA
Messenger RNA from Scutellospora calospora, 1062 nucleotides. The record is from the annotation of a GenBank genome assembly. Lineage: Eukaryota; Fungi; Glomeromycota; Glomeromycetes; Diversisporales; Gigasporaceae.